AUGUCUUGUGCGGAGGUUCUAAUAUAUUCUCCAAAGUUUUAUGCUUAAAUAUUGAACGAAUAAUCUUUUUUAAACACAUCUCAAAUGGCAAUUAUAUUAUUCGUCCUGAAAGAGCGUCGUCGUCAUAUAUGACAGUUUGUUCCCGUGACAGAUGCGCGUCGUAACAAUGGCAGAGAUUGAUUGGCCUUGGCAGUACAGUUUUCCACCGUUCUUUACACUUCAGCCGCACGCGGACACCAGAUCCAAGCAAAUCGCAGCCUGGAGGAGUUUGGUGCUCGAAUAUUAUCGCACCACAAAGCAGGCGGUCGUAGACGUGCGAGAAGUGCACACGAAUCCUUUGUUCAAUAACACUGCCAUAAACCGAAAAUUGCCAUCAGAGACUGUCUUACUGAUAUUAGAAGAAUUACGAAAAUCUGGCAAUGCAACUCCAUUGGACAAAACCAAACAGAGAUGGUUGGUUUAUUGGCAUACUCUGGAAGAAUGGGGUGACAUAAUAUACAAUUGGGCACAGGAGAAUGGUUUCGUAGGAUCUGUGUGCACAUUGUUCGAAUUGACACAAGGGGAUGAUACUUCUGAGCAAGAAUUUCAUGGUCUUGACACAGAAGUACUAAUUAGAUCACUGAGAAUCCUGGAGGCUGCAAAAAAGGCUGAGCUAAUCUUAUUCGAUGAUAAUCAGGGCGUUAAAUUUUUCUAGUCUUUGUAAAUUACAUGUAAUCUAAUUUGUCAAUAACUGUUCCCGCUACUGCAAGUAUUGUAUGUGUACUUUUUGCGAAUUAAAUCAAUUAUAUCUUUAAA
Molecule: messenger RNA, 795 nt
Organism: Odontomachus brunneus
Lineage: Eukaryota; Metazoa; Arthropoda; Insecta; Hymenoptera; Formicidae
Gene: Vps25
Product: vacuolar protein-sorting-associated protein 25
Exons: 4
Coding region: 152-694 (180 amino acids)
Biological process (GO): protein transport to vacuole involved in ubiquitin-dependent protein catabolic process via the multivesicular body sorting pathway
Cellular component (GO): ESCRT II complex
Molecular function (GO): structural molecule activity; protein homodimerization activity
Source: RefSeq, a predicted model, not a curated record